AUGUCCAAAACAAAAGCCAGAAAAAAUCUCCCAGUUCAUAUAGUGGAGCCACAUAAUGAUGUUGUUCCGUUUUUACACCGGGCAAUUGCGUCACGAUUACUUCCAUAUUCAGGCAUUCCUAUGGUACACUUUGACUCACAUCCUGACUUGCUGAUACCCAUCAACUUAGAGGCAGAUGUUGUCUUUAAACCGCAGCUACUUUAUGAGUCUAUUAGUAUUGAAAACUGGUUGUUGCCAUUAACUUAUGCUAAACAUUUGAAUCAAGUUGUUUGGGUGAAGCCACCAUGGGCUCAGCAGAUCCAGACAGCAGAACAGACAUUUUCUAUCGGGAGAUGCACAGCUACUGUGAAGUUAAGGUUAUCCAGCAAAGAGAACUACUUUUUGACAGAAGGCUUGUUUUGUCCAGCUCAAGACCUUGCUGAUGCAAGCAGUGUCAAACUGACAGUUAUAGAACUCUUACCUGACAAGUGGGCCAACCUCAACCCACAAAACAACUCAACUGAUAUUCGUGCAGCUGAAAACAAUACAGAAAGCAGUGAAGAAUUUGUGAAGACCGUGACCAGAAAGCAAAGCGGUAUUGCAGAAUUGCAAGACCUUGUCGGCAACAAACCAUAUAUCUUGGAUGUUGAUCUGGACUUCUUUUCAACUGCAAAUCCUUUCAAAAAUAUGUUGAGACAUGAUGAGGAGGAGGCUUUGAGGAGACUCUAUCACUAUCCUCCAGUCACAGAUUUCUCCGAUGAGAAUAUUGUAGCCUUCACUAAGAGAAGGGAGACACAGCUAAACCAGUUGGAGAAUGUGUUUUCUCACCUGGAAACUAAGUGGUUUGGAGACAAGCUAUCUGAUACAGAGUCCACGCCACAGUCAUGCUCUUCACUUGCUGUUUUUACAGGACAAAAUCUGGAGCAAUUCUCAUUUCUGGAUUCUCAACAGCAGGCUGACCUUCACCUCUUGUGUAGAAGUUGUCUUGAAUACAGAGAGGAAAGGAAUGUAACAUUUAUAAUGCUUCACUUUUUUGGCUGCACCCUGGAUGAUACUGAACUUCCCCAUCAUAUCAGCACAUCAGAACAAGUUCGGGCUCUUCAGACGUCUUUCAAGAAUCUGUUAGAACAUCUUCCCAAACCAACUAUUGUAACUAUUGCCAGGUCAAGCGAUGAUGGAUACUGUCCCAAAGAUGUUGUCGACCAAUACCAGAUAGAUAUUCUUAACAUUUUAGAAGAAUUGUAUGGGCCUUUGCAGAUAAAUAAACACUAUGAAUAG
Candidula unifasciata is the source of this 1257-nucleotide messenger RNA. The record is from the annotation of a GenBank genome assembly. Lineage: Eukaryota; Metazoa; Mollusca; Gastropoda; Stylommatophora; Geomitridae.